CUCACUCACUCACUCACCUACCUAACCGGGAGAGGAGUAACAUAACUUCCAAGAGAAGGAGGGAAGGAGAGAGAGAGAGAGAGAGAAAGAAAGAAAAGAAAGCGAGCGCCCGCCCGCCCGGGCACUUCUUCAACCGUUCAAAGCAUAAUUCUUAAGAAGAGCUGUUGUGUGCCUGAUAUGAGAAGAAAUGGCAGCCUAGGGCAGAAAGCAAGCAGGAUCUGCAGCCAUCUUGACUAACGGCAGCAUCUAAAGAUCUGUUGGUUUGUGUAUCGUGAACGAACCGCCAUUGUGCAGCAGGUGUUUGCAGCUAGACCAGAUGAAUCAUGAGCUCUCCAGAUAACACAGAUGGUGUAUCUGGACGAGAGCAGCCUCUGGAACUGUUGACCCGAAGUCGAAUUCACACUAUGCCAACCUCAGCAGUUGAAGUGAAGUCCUCCUUACCCGUGACGAUGCAGACCGCUGCACCCGUCGACCUGCGCACAGACGGCAGAAUUCCGAUCAGCAACAUGGACCCCGUUCUUCGUGAACAGCAGCUGCAGCACGAACUGCUGGUGCUCAAACAGCAGCAACAGAUCCAGAAGCAGCUGUUAUUUGCUGAGUUCCAAAAACAGCACGAGCACCUGACAAGGCAGCACGAGGUGCAGAUUCAGGAACACCUCAAGCAACAACAGGAGAUCCUGGCUGCGAAGCGCCAGCAAGAAUUGGAACAGCAACGCAAGCUGGAACUGCAGCGACAUGAAGAGCUGGAGAAACAGAAGCUGGAGCAACAGUUGCUUAUGCUCCGCAAUAAAGAGAAAGGCAAAGAAAGUGCAAUAGCCAGUACAGAGGUCAAACUAAAACUUCAAGAGUUCUUGUUAAGUAAAACCGCAAAGGAUUCUGCAACAAGUGGAUUGAAUCAUUCCCUCCCCAGCCAUCCCAAAUGCUGGGGAGCUCACCAUGCCUCACUCGACCAGAGUUCCCCACCCCAGAGCACGACACCUCCCACCUACAAAGUCGCUCUACUGGGAUCCUACGAUGGAAAAGACGAUUUUCCACUUCGAAAAACUGCUUCUGAGCCUAAUUUAAAGGUACUCCGGUUAAAACAGAAAGUGGCUGAGAGGAGAAGCAGUCCAUUAUUGAGGCGGAAAGAUGGCACAAUAAUUAGCACAUUCAAGAAGAGAGCUAUUGAAAUCACAGUUUCCUCAGUCUGCAACAGCGCACCUGGGUCAGGCCCCAGCUCUCCGAACAGCUCCAACAAUAUUCCUUCAGAGAAUGGAACAACUGGUUCUGUACACAAUAUUCAUGCUGAGAAUAUGCACGCGCAUCACAGAGCAAUGAACACUGAUGGGUCAGCAAGUCAGCUCAGCCUCUACACAUCCCCCUCACUGCCUAACAUUUCCCUAGGGCUCCCAGCUACAGUCACAGCAUCCAACUCGCAGAUCAAUGCAUCGCAAAAGCUGUCAGCCCAACAGGAAGCGGAGAGGCAAGCUAUACAGUCUUUACGCCAGGGUGGUGCUUUAACUGGAAAGUUCAUGAGCACCACCUCACUACCAUCCUGCCUCACAGGAGUAGCAAUUGAAGGUGGAGAAGGCAACAGUCACAGUCACCCUUCCCUCCUUCAGCACGUGCUGCUACUGGAACAGGCUCGACAGCAGAAUGCUCUGAUAGCUGUGCCGCUCCACGCACAAUCGCCCCUCGUGACGAGCGAGAGAGGAUCUUCCAACCUUCGCACGGUGAACAAAUUGCCUCGGCACCGUCCGCUCAGCCGUACCCAGUCAGCUCCUCUACCCCAGAGUCCACAGGCUCUGCAGCAGUUGGUGAUGCAGCAACAGCACCAGCAGUUCCUGGAGAAACAGAAACAGUACCAACAGCAAAUCCAGCUGAAGAUGCUUUCCAAGUCAAAUGAGCCACCCAGACAGCCUCCCAGCCACCCGGAAGAGACAGAGGAGGAAUUGUGUGAGCAACAGGACAUGCAGGAGGAUCAGACACCUUCAAGCAGCAACCGCCUCAAUCCCGGGGAGAGCGAGGGAGCAGACCAGCCCCCUGAGCAGGACGCAAUGCAGGUGAAGGAUGAGCCACCGGAUAGCGAAGAGGAAGAUCAAUUGGAAGAUCAGAGAGAAGCUGAAGAACAAACGCUGCAUUUUAAUCAGCAAUUCUUGGACCAACAACGCAUGCAACAGCUUCACGUGUACCAGGCUUCCGUAGCCAUGGGUAGCAUGUCUGUGACCGACCGGCAUCGACCACUAUGUAGAGCUCAGUCAUCGCCAGCCACUGCAAACUUAAAAACUCCUGUUACAGAGAGCCCCAUCAAGCAUCUUUUCACUACUGGUUUGGUCUAUGACACUUUCAUGCUGAAACACCAGUGUACAUGCGGUAAUACUAACAACCAUCCAGAGCAUGCAGGGAGAAUACAGAGCGUUUGGUCCAGGCUCCAGGAAACUGGGCUGCUCAGCAAGUGUGAGCGAAUCCGCGGUAGAAAGGCGACUCUGGAUGAAAUUCAAACAGUGCAUUCAGAACACCACACAUUGUUAUAUGGCACCAGCCCUCUGAACAGACAGAAGCUGGACAGUAAGAAGUUGCUAGGUCCUAUUACACAGAAGAUGUAUGCACUGCUACCCUGUGGUGGACUUGGGGUGGACAGUGACACAGUGUGGAAUGAGAUGCACUCUUCUAGUUCUGUUCGGAUGGCCGUUGGCUGUGUCAUUGAACUUGCAUUCAAGGUAGCUUCAGGCGAGCUCAAGAACGGUUUUGCUGUUGUCAGACCACCGGGCCAUCACGCUGAAGAAUCCACCGCAAUGGGAUUCUGCUUCUUCAAUUCCGUGGCAAUUUCCGCUAAGCUGCUUAAACAGAAACUUAACGUCGGGAAAAUUUUAAUCGUGGAUUGGGAUAUUCACCAUGGAAAUGGUACACAGCAGGCCUUUUACAACGACUCCAAUGUGCUGUACAUUUCUCUGCAUCGUUAUGAUGAUGGAAACUUCUUCCCUGGUAGCGGCUCCCCAGAUGAAGUUGGAACAGGGCCUGGCGUAGGCUUCAACGUCAACAUAGCUUGGACAGGUGGUGUGGAUCCCCCUAAUGGAGACGUGGAGUAUUUUACAGCUUUCAGGACUGUGGUGAUCCCAAUAGCCAACGAGUUCUCUCCCGAUGUUAUCCUGGUCUCCGCCGGCUUCGAUGCUGUAGAAGGACACCCCUCACCACUUGGUGGAUACUCAGUGACAGCCAAGUGUUUUGGCUACCUGACCCAACAGCUGAUGAAGCUUGCUGGAGGACGUGUGCUGCUUGCUUUGGAAGGAGGACAUGAUCUCACUGCCAUCUGCGAUGCAUCCGAGGCCUGUGUUUCAGCCCUGCUGGGUAAUGAGCUCGAUCCACUUCCUCAAGAAAUACUUCAACAAAAGCCCAAUGAAAAUGCCAUUGCAUCUCUGGAGAAAGUCAUUGAAAUUCAGAGCAAACACUGGAGCUCAGUGAAGCGCUAUUCUUCCACCGUCGGCUACUCACUCCUCGAGGCCAGAACACGUGAAAAGGAAGAAACGGAGACUGUUACGGCUCUGGCCUCCCUGUCGGUGGACACGGAGCAGACCAAUCCAGAGCCAGAGACCAGGCAGGGGGAUGAACCCAUGGAGGAAGAACCAGCAAUGUAAAGUGCCACUGGUCAUGUUACUGUCACCUAUGUGAAUCUUUCUUGUAACCCCCUUUAAAGUCUAUCAGACAUACAGUGUCCGUUGUCUGCCUCUGACAGUGUUAUUGCAUUGAACUUGAACUCUGUGAACAACAUCUCGUCUUCAAGCUAGCUUCACUAGCCAACCUGUCUGUAUUUGAAGACCUGGAAUUGGACGAGUUUAAAGGGACACCACAGCUUUGUAUUUCUUCAAAGUUCGUCUGUUCUCCCUUAAGGGGGAGAAAAAUGUUUUAAAGGUUACAAAACACUCGAGGCUUUGAUUUCAUAUCCCGAGCCUAAGCGCAAUGGUAAGAUGUGAGUCUUUGAAAUGCUUAUGAGAGUUGAUAAGUCUGCUUCCUAGAGGAUGUUGAAAAGCAGGAGGAAAAAAUGUUGUGGAGAGGAAGCAGCAUAAUAAUUUUGUCAGGAGAUUUGAAAGGAAAUUUGUGCCUUGUUUUAAAAAAGUGGUUGGAACUCACAACUUCAUUUUUAAAUGCCUUAAUUUACAUUACUGAAAUAUUGCUGUUUUUUGGAACAUAGUCGGAAAUGACAUGACCAUCCAAUUGACAACCCCUCAACUACUUUUAAUCACAGUUAUGAUGAACAACACACACCCCCACUCCCCAAUCUCUGUAUAAAGGGUUUGGUUUUGGUUUAUUUAUUUCUUUUCUUUUGUAAUAUUUCGUAAAAUGUUUAUUUGUGUAAUUUGCCAUGACCAAUCGUUACCUUGGCGAAUUUUCGUUUGUGUUUUCUUCUGUAAAUAUCCUCUCCCUAAUAUGGUCUUGUAUAUUCUUUGAGCUUCUCCAGUUGCUAUUUGAACAAAGCCUAAACUUCGGUUCUCCCCUUUGUUUCCCUUAUUUACCUUUAGAAAGCUUUAACGUUUAAAAAGAGAGGUUAACUCGAUAUAAUUUUCAUAGAAUUUUAUGGUUUAUAAAAUCUGAAGAUUAUUUUUGUCUUUCUUUUCUACUUGAGACACAACCUGUUUAAAGGGGUUUGGUAUCUCUGCUGGGUGGGAUGGUGCACUAUUGGACAGUGGUUCAUUUGGCAAGGUCUAUCUUUGGCAUAUUUUUCUGCUGAACUUCUUACGAGGUUCUUUUCACCAUUCUCAUUCUUAAAGGUGGUCUUUAAUUUGAGCCCCUGGUGCUGAUGUACACCUCCACUUAAUGCCUUCUGCAGCUAGAAAGCAAACUAAGCUUAACAGCGCUGGUAAGAACAGUUGAAUUCAGACGCCAUAUUGAAGCGAGACUGCGUUCAUAAUGAUGAGCGCUUUUCGUGUGACUGAAUGAAGCAUUAUAUAUAGUAAGCGAUGUACAAAUUCUUGCUUUUCAAAGGCUUACAGAGGACAGGUCAGAAAGCAGGUGAACAGUGCGAUGGAUAGUGGACGGUGAAGGAGGGGUGGGGAGAGAGGAAGAGUUUACUGAACUAUUUAUGAUGCUGUACUCAGUAAACUUUAAAGAAGGCUGAGGAUGUAUGAAAGGAAAAGGGCAGAACUUUUACGACCUUGGUAAAUAAUUCAAAAACCUUUCUAAUAUCAAACAGCUGGCCAAGAAAACCAAGUUGUGGGCCCUGCUUAAAAAGAAUAAAAGUAGUUUUAUAAAUUGAGUUUGCUCAACAAAAGUAACUAUUUACUAAUGCACAAGUUAUUAGACAACUGAGCUUUGUAGUUGCACCCAGUAGAAAAAUAGUUGUGAUAUUUAGAUAAGAACCAGCUGGGAUAACCGUGACCGACACACGGACACACUAACGUUUGUGGAUUUGGGUCCCGUUAAACUGGCAUUCACACAAGUAGAAGGUGCCAUCAAACAGAGAGAAGUUUAAACGACCGAUUGGGCCUGUAUUGUACACAAUGAGAGUUGUGAUUAGUAGACAGAUGGCUAUGGGAUUGAUUCAGUGAAUCUGUAAAUGUCUUCGAAGUGAAAGGCUGGCCCUCUCAAUACAGGUUAACUAAUGAUUUGCUGCCGCGCUUUGGUUGUGCCUCAGAAGGUGAUACAAGUGCAGUCCAUGCAUUUCACAACAGUAAAUGAAGCUUUACUUGCCAUCUGCUACACAUUGGCGUGAAUUUUGUAAAAUUGUGAUUUUAUUGGUUUCGUUUCACGCAAAGCAGCUUGGUAUUGAUGUAUUUUAGUAAAAACAAAAUAUAUUUUACAUUUCUGGCUUAAAAUAAAGGCAUACAAUAUAAAUAUUGUAUAUAUAGAAUAUAUUGUUUAAACACAUAGUUUUGCUGCUGUUUUGGGUGGAUAAAUAUUAUAACUUUUUCAAUAAUCACUCUGAGUGGAUUUAGUAAUGUUAACAUAGCACGCUGGAACAAACCCGUUUAAGAUUCCAGUUUUUAACAGUUGCAAAAGACAUUCCUCUUUCCUUUUCUCUGUUUUAGCUGAAUCCGUUUUCAUUCCUUUAUUUAUGAAGUGAUGGAAAGUUUUUACGAGACAUUGCUUUGACUUUUCGGGUCCACUGGCUGGGCUUUUCUGACCACGAGAAUGCAGCAGCAUUAACCUCGAAGCUGUCGAGGUGAACGGAGCGAUUUCAUUUUCCUAGGAUUCCUUGGAUGAUUGCAAUAGGGAUUUCUCAGUGACCUUAUGAAAGUACAAGAUUGGGGGUGAAGAUGGAGGAGUUUAAAUUAUUUUGCUCGGAAUCAUAAUGUUUGUACAAUAAAUUGUGCCGUUGCAUUGUUUUGAAUACAGUUUUAGAGUCGAGGCUGAUACGUAUGCAAGUGGGGGGAACGGGAUUGUAUUUUAAAACAGUGAAGCUGGCUUUCCUGUACAAAUAUUGACUAUUUUUUUUCCCAAUGUGUGCCUAGUGUCUGAAAAAUGUUUCUUCCGGGGCCAGCCCUACGGAUCUUAUGGUGGUUUAAAUACACAGCGAUAGAUACACAGCGACAGAUCAUUUUUUUGGGUUCCAUCAAACGCCCUCGAUAGAAGAAUCCACUGUAAAGUAAAUCAGUGAGAAGCCCAUUCCGACGAAUGUUAUCCGAUUCAUUGCAAACUUUAUUUUUUCAAAACGGGAGAUUUGCAGUGAUGGUCUCUCCCUUUAGGAUUCUCUACAGGUGUAAAAAUUGCUCUGCCAAAAUUCGUUCCUUGUGCUAGACUUUUCACUGAGGUAUAACGUGACGUGCAAACAUACUAAACGGACGCCUCUGUUGGAGAAGCAACGAAGCAAGUCUUGAUGACCGAUUGCAUCUCACUGUACUGAAUUACAGCAAAGUGCAGAACAGAUUUGAUGUGUGAUAUAAAAUUUUUACUGUGUUGCUGUAACCUUUCACCAAUACAGUCUUAGUAACCAUAAUUGACUAUGGAACAAUUUUUCCUGUUGAUUUUAUUCUGCCUUGCUAUAUAUCUGUUCCUAUGAGGUUAAAAAGAAGCCUUUAUCUAUCUAUCUAACUACUGGAGGAUGGAUGUAUCGAUGUGGUAAAACUGUCUGUCAAUAGCCAUUUCCUUGCUGUAUUGGCAACAAUCUUAUCUGAAUUUAUUUUCAAAUGUAUAACUACAGGAGUUGUCAAAACUGCAUUUAAACCACAUUUUAUUGUUUUUGUAUCCAUUGACACGCAGUGUCACGAAUAGAAUUGUAUCAAUAAGUUAAAUGUCUGUAUUUAGGUGAUGUGCUAAGUGUGUGUAAAGUGGUUUAUUAACAGUAUUGUGUUGUAGCAAUAGUUUAUAAUUUUUUUGUCACAUUCAAACUGAUGUAAAUCUCAAAAACAUGUUCCUUCUCCCCCUCUCACUCCAUCUUCUAUUUCUGUAUCGUUUGAAGUCCAGUAUUUUGUAUCAUGUUAUAACAUGUGUUUGUGUAAAUAAAAUAAUUUGUUUCUGGCAAAAAGAUAAACACUUGGGUUUCCAAUUGCUGUUUAUAAGUCAACAUAAACCACGCUCAGUAAAAUUUGACAUCCUCAUAGGGGAAAGGAAGAGUCAUUGCUCAAUAAAAACUUUUGUCCAGUGCCAUUUGCUUUAAACGCUCACUAGUUUGUGCUGUCAGGAAAAGGGGGUUAAAAGUAUAGAGAUUUGUGACCAGCUGUUCAAUCUAUAAACAGAUUUAUUAAUAAUUGUGGGUUGUUAACUCUUAAUUAUUAAAUUAUUAAUUUGGUAACGAAAA
This is a messenger RNA of Callorhinchus milii (elephant shark), 7711 nucleotides long. It is a transcript of the gene hdac5, whose product is annotated as histone deacetylase 5. Gene Ontology annotation, biological process: chromatin organization; negative regulation of transcription by RNA polymerase II. The record is from RefSeq and is a predicted model, not a curated record. Gene Ontology annotation, cellular component: histone deacetylase complex. Gene Ontology annotation, molecular function: histone deacetylase activity. Lineage: Eukaryota; Metazoa; Chordata; Chondrichthyes; Chimaeriformes; Callorhinchidae.